This is a messenger RNA of Musca domestica (house fly), 4068 nucleotides long. RefSeq names its product F-box/WD repeat-containing protein 11 (gene slmb). Gene Ontology annotation, molecular function: protein dimerization activity. The record is from RefSeq and is a predicted model, not a curated record. Bases 602 to 2134 code for a protein of 510 amino acids. The transcript is spliced from 8 exons. NCBI's taxonomy places the organism in Eukaryota, Metazoa, Arthropoda, Insecta, Diptera, Muscidae.
UUUUCAGUUUUUUUCGUCAACGACGGAUGGACUCUCUCGUUCGCACUGAAUUGCAACAGAAAAAUAAUUCCUUUAAAAACGUGUAAUUGUACAAAAUAAAGUAAUGGCGUUAAUUUUGCUCCACUCAAACGCGAUAUAUGCCCAGCUAUAUUGCUAAUAGGCAUUAAAGCCAAGGCAAAAAUUGCUCAUCGCCCACCAAUUGUAAGAAAAAAAGUUACCUCGGAAUUGAUACGAAUUGGUAUUGGGUAUCAGGUACCGAGUACUAAAUCUCCUCUUCGUUGAAGUUGCUAGUGAUGAGUCGCCAUAUUAUUGUUGUGCGAAGAAGAAGAAUUUUUUUUACCUUUCAAUUAUAAAAGAAAAUAAUUUUUUUGAUAUUUCACUGUGAUUUCUGAUUUUUCCUUUAAUUUUUAUUUUGUCAUUAACGAAAAUUUGAUUCGUGUGUGCUCCCAAAGGGAGGAAAAAGAUAUAUAAAUUUAUACUUUAGUGGUGUAUUUGUUAAACAACUGAAUUAGAAAACAUUGCAAAACCCAGCAUCCAACAAAAAGCUAUAAAAAUUAAAUAUAUUAUUAAGAACUGUUGAAGUUUAUAGUUACAAAAUAACAUGAUGAAAAUGGAGACUGAUAAAAUAAUGGAUGAAACUAAUUCCAAUUCUCAACCUUUUACUACAACGAUGCUGUAUGAUCCCGUACGAAAGAAAGAAUCUUCACCCACAUUUCAAGUAGAACGCGAUACCUGCUUAACAUAUUUUUCACAAUGGAACGAAACUGAUCAGGUGGAUUUUGUUGAGCAACUUUUAUCGCGUAUGUGUCAUUAUCAGCAUGGUCACAUCGAUGCGUUCCUAAAACCAAUGUUACAAAGGGAUUUCAUUUCACUAUUGCCGAAAAAAGGUUUGGAUCACAUUGGCGAAAAUAUUCUAUCGUAUUUGGAUGCUGAUUCCUUGAAGGCGGCUGAAUUGGUUUGCAAAGAAUGGCUUCGUGUCAUAUCGGAAGGUAUGCUAUGGAAGAAAUUGAUUGAACGCAAGGUUCGCACCGAUUCCCUAUGGCGUGGAUUGGCCGAACGCCGUGGAUGGAUUCAGUAUCUGUUCAAGCCACGUCCUGGUACUAUACACAGACCACACUCUUUUUAUCGGGCAUUAUUUCCUAAAAUUAUGAAUGACAUUGAAAGUAUUGAAAACAAUUGGAGAACUGGCCGUCACAUGUUACGUCGCAUCAAUUGUCGUUCGGAGAAUUCAAAAGGUGUUUAUUGCUUACAGUACGAUGAUGUUAAAAUAGUAUCUGGUCUUCGUGAUAACACUAUUAAAAUAUGGGAUCGUACGGAUUUGCAGUGUGUUAAGACUCUAACCGGGCACACUGGCAGUGUUCUAUGCCUACAAUAUGAUGACAAAGUCAUUAUCAGCGGUUCAUCCGAUUCAACGGUACGCGUCUGGGACGUCAAUACCGGUGAAAUGGUCAAUACACUUAUUCACCACUGCGAAGCCGUUCUACAUUUACGUUUCAAUAAUGGCAUGAUGGUUACCUGCUCUAAAGAUCGUUCCAUUGCCGUUUGGGACAUGACCUCGCCCAGCGAAAUAACACUGCGUCGUGUUUUGGUGGGUCAUCGUGCCGCUGUCAAUGUUGUUGAUUUUGAUGAGAAGUAUAUUGUAUCAGCAAGUGGUGAUCGUACAAUUAAAGUGUGGUCGACAUCCAGUUGUGAGUUUGUCCGAACAUUGAAUGGCCAUAAGCGUGGUAUUGCCUGUCUACAAUACAGAGAUCGUUUGGUGGUCAGUGGAAGUUCAGAUAAUUCGAUAAGACUCUGGGAUAUUGAAUGCGGUGCUUGCCUACGCGUGCUUGAGGGCCACGAAGAACUGGUCCGUUGCAUACGUUUCGAUUCAAAGCGCAUUGUAAGCGGAGCUUACGAUGGCAAAAUCAAAGUUUGGGAUUUAGUAGCAGCCUUGGAUCCAAGAGCUCAAUCAAAUUCGUUAUGUUUAAAUACUUUGGUGGAGCACACUGGUCGUGUUUUCCGCCUGCAGUUUGAUGAGUUCCAAAUUGUCAGCAGCUCACAUGAUGAUACAAUAUUGAUAUGGGAUUUUCUGAAUUUCACACCAAAUGAAAAUGCAACAGUUCGCACACCUUCACCCGCUCUCAUGGAACAUUAACAUUAUUUACAUGAUCAGAUGCAUCUACAUGAUGGUAACUAAUAAUGGAGUAAAACGAAUUAACCAAUUGUGUUUUUAUUUCAAAAGGCACCAUUGUAAAUUACGAAAGAAAAAAAUAAAAUGUAUUCCGUUUCAGUUGUGCAGCCGAUCUCUAAUUAUUAACAAAACAAAAAAAGAUUUAAAAAAGAAACUCACUUGAAAAUCAUAAAAGUUGGUUCAAUUAGAAGAGAAGAGUGUAAACAAUGAUGAAACAACAACCCCCCCUCCCCAACACAUUAAUAUGUUUAGAUCACUAAGGCAUUACGAAGAUAAUAAAAAGAGUGGUACAAAUCACAAAAAUAUUUACGAUCAGCAUCCUCAUUUCAAGUAAAACAUCAAAUUAAACCAACCAUUUAAUUAAGUAUUUGAUAUGUCUACAAUUAAUUUGUUUUAAAUUAUUGAAUUGAUUUACGAUUCCCAAAUUAUUAUCAAAAUGUACAGCCUUUAUUUAUUAUCUUCGUACUAAAACACUCAACAUAACUGCAAUUAUAUAAUUUAUACUCUCCUCCUCCUGCUCCUCCACCUUCAUUUCUCCCAUAAAAAUUCAAAUAAAGUUAUCCAAUGAAUUGGGAAGAAGGGUAUCUCAAUUCGAAUUGUAAUUAAAAAAAUUUUAAAAUUUUGUUAAAUUUCUAAAACUACAUAUGUUUGUUUGAAAAGAAGAAAAAUACGUAAACAUUGCACAUUGCAAAAGUGGCUGGCAUCUCAUAUUAACGUAAAAUUCAGAAUUUCCCCCUUUGCCUACUUUCUCCUACUUCCCUACUUGAGGGCAAUAUAUACAGAUAAAAAAAAAUAAAAUAUAAAAAAUCCAUUAUGAAAAUAAUACUAUAUAUUAUAAAUAAAACAAUAUUGAAGAACUUGAAACAAAAAUACAAAUAAAAACAAAUUGUUUGAAUGAUUAUAAAAUGAAUGACCCCAGAAGAUUAUUUACACACAGAUCAAAUAAGAGUUAUUACAAAAUUGAUUGAUUACUUGAAAUAUAUAAACGAAUGCAAUAUUUGAAAAGUGUAAUGUAAGAAUAGUUUUCAGCCUUUUAUUUUGAAAACAAUUUGCUUUUUUAUUAAAAAUCAUAAAUUUGUUUUAUAUUUGUGUUAAUAAAUACCUACACCGGAUGUUACCAUUCACUAGAGCAUGAUAUCUAUCUGUCUAUCUAUCCAUUGGGAGGACGAUAUAUAUUUCAACUCGAUUUUAAAAUUGCAAUAAACAAAUUUGAGGUUUAAAUUAUAACCGAAUGUAAUCUAAACAAUACAGGGCUGGAAGUAUGGUUCUGCAUAUUAUUGUUGCUUAAUUACUGCCAACAUAAAGGGUAUCGAUAAAAUGUUGGAAUACUACAUUCAAAGGUCCUUGGCGAAUAGAGCGAAACCAGGAAAUGUCCCAAACUUCUAUACCUUUUUGCUAGCACAAGAGCAAAGAUUCUCUCUUGGACCGUCGUGACACAACAAGGAAUAGCGACCUAAGGUUAACAUAUUUACAAUAAAGAUCCAUGGUAGAAGAAUAUAGGUAGAUGCAUCAACGCUUGGGAACAUUGAUGCGUCAAAAUUUUUCAAUGUUUCUUCAAAAAUAAGUAGGUUUGUAUAUGUUUUUCUAUACAAGAUUGGAGAUUGUUAUGAUAUGCAUUUUUUAACAAUUUUUACAAAUUUAUAUAAAUUUUCAUUCAAAAAUUUCAAUUCCAAAAUUGCUUUGACAGUUCAUUGUCCCAGCAGCUUUGUCGAUGCGACUACCUAUAUUCUUCUACCAUGAAAAGAACAAUUAUCAUUGAAUGCGGCGGAGGAAUCGUUUGUUUUAUAUGUGCAUCCAUUAAAAACAACAAAAAAUACUAGCAUCAACAUAUAUGUGUAAAUGUAUUAAUAAUCUGCAAAACAAAAAUUGCCUAAAAAUUAGCAAAAAAAAAACGAAAA